This is a messenger RNA of Puccinia graminis f. sp. tritici CRL 75-36-700-3, 1932 nucleotides long. RefSeq lists its product as uncharacterized. The transcript is spliced from 3 exons. Lineage: Eukaryota; Fungi; Basidiomycota; Pucciniomycetes; Pucciniales; Pucciniaceae. Bases 165 to 1169 code for a protein of 334 amino acids. The record is from RefSeq and is a predicted model, not a curated record.
GACUCUAGUCUAUUCACUUUACAAAAACAUCUAACCCACCUGCGAGCCUGGGCGAAUUUUCAAAGACUUAUACAAGCGACCCUCUCAGCUCUCUCUUCAAUCGCUAUUCUACAGACAUUGUCCUUCCUGCCGCAUCGCCCCUCAAGAUAUCUGCAACCACUCGAAUGGCCUCUCCUCAAGCUGCCAGUCCAGCGUUAGCCUCUUCCCAAGCUGCCAGUCCAGCGGCCACCGCCAGCCCUAAAGUAUCAACGCCCACCAAAUCCACCGCUCCCGCCCCAGUAGUUCCUCCUAUCAGUAAUCCUCCAGUGACCUCCGCACCUGCUCCCAGUAGCCCUCAAGCUACCACUGUACCAAUCCCUAUCAGUCCGCCAAAUACGGAUUCGUCCAUCCAACAUGCAUCGGUAUCUCAGGCAGCAAAAAGUGUCCCCACCAGCGUCGCGUCACCCAACUCCGUCCAGCCCGCCCCUUCAAUCUCUACCAGCCGUCCAAAGUCAAUAACAGGGACGCCUGCAAAUGCCCCAGUUGCAGACGCAAACGUCGAUACCCCCUCCUCGCCCGAUACACUGUCUGAUGCGCCAUCUGGCUCUAAAAGUGUGGUCGGGCCGGUGAUUGGCUCGAUCUUUGCAGUCCUACUGGUUAUCAUUGCUGUUGUCGGCGGCGUGUGGUAUCUGCAGCGGCGACGGGAGAAGGCUCGGGUGCGUCACGAAGCUAAGCGGAUGCGCAGCUCGAACUUUGGACUCUACGAAACUACUGGGGAUGUGGUCCAAGAAAAGCAGGCGAGUAUCGAGGCUACCUUGGAGGCUGACCUUGCACGCUUGCGCAGCCUGGAUGCCAACAUCCCCAUCAUCGUUGAUGACUAUGAUUCCAAAUACCCAGAGCGUUCCUCGAUCUCCCAACAACCUCAACCUGUCCCGUCCUUGCAGAUAGCCCGGAAGCCGAGCUACCUCGCCAAAAACUCUUACAAGGUCGCUUCAUCAAACAUCGCUGGAUCUAGAUAUGCUGCGGAUUCCAGUCCGAGUGCGCCGGCUUAUGUUGAGUCGACCGAGAGCAAGGACUAUGGAGGAGGAGGAGCAGGAGGAGCAGGAGGAGGUGGUGGUGUAUGCCACUCGACAACCGGGGCAUUUCCGUCAUUUGAUACGCCCGCAAGCUCCCUAGCCGAAAAGCGAUGAUGGGCAGAAGUCGGACUCGAUCGAGGACUUCCAACGAUGGUGUUACAAGCAGGGCCACAUCGAGCCCUCCUCCUUCGACCACCACUCGUGGCCCCAAUCCCCCUCGCUCGACUCCUCUAACCGCGAAAUCUCGCCCCUCUCCAUGGCCGUCCAGAGCUCCUUCUCGAUGCCCCAUUUACCUUAUAGCCUCCCUCCUCCUCCUAUCACUCAGCUUCCUAUCAUUCAACCCCCCACUAACCCCCUCGAAUUCACUAUCCAUAAUCUUAACAUCGACUUCAAUCGGAAACCUAUCACCUUGUCCGUAGAUCCUCCCUCACAUUUGAGCUACCUUCAACAACCUGGUAAACUUGUUUAAAUCUUACGCUAGUCAUCAGUACCAUUUCUUUUAUUUUUUUUUUCUAUACCAUUGUCCUAUCACUGUUUUCAUAAUUAUUAUCAUUAUUAUCAUUAUUAUUUGUUGUUCCCGUAUCCAUGGAUGAUUCCCAAACCAAUUUAAUGAACAUGACUCCUUCACGAUGUCUUUUUCUUUUUCUUUCAUUUCAUUUGAUCUUUUCUAUUUAUUUCAUUUUUCUUUUUGUCUUCACACAACCCCCUGUUUCCUCUGUUCAUUAUAUCUCGUUUUGGCUCUGGUUGUCCAAUCUCUCCAAGAAGAUCACAUUUUUUUCCUAUUUUUGGUAUGAUUCAUUAUAUAUAUAUACCCUAUGAAGCUGUCCAUGCAUUGAUCAAUUUGGCCAAAUGAAUCUGGAAGUAUUGUUGAGUGUUU